CGUCGCAUCAACGCCGACGUCUCUGGGUUUCCUUUCGCAGCCAGCGGUCCUCUCAGUACAGUACGGUGGCCGAGGGGAGCCAGGCGCUGGGGAUGAAUGAAGGAUCAACAGUGAUAAUGGCUGAGUGUACAAGUCUUCAGUUUGUCAGCCCUUUUGCUUUCGAGGCAAUGCAGAAGGUGGAUGUUGUUCGGUUGGCAUCUUUAAGUGAUCCGGAAUUAAGACUUCUCCUGCCCUGCUUGGUGCGGAUGGCACUCUGUGCUCCUGCUGACCAGAGCCAAAGCUGGGCUCAGGAUAAAAAACUGAUCCUUCGUCUUCUCUCUGGAGUGGAAGCUGUCAAUUCCAUUGUUGCCUUGUUGUCUGUGGAUUUUCAUGCUUUAGAACAGGAUGCCAGCAAGGAACAGCAGCUUAGGCAUAAACUUGGAGGAGGCAGUGGUGAGAGCAUCCUGGUAUCACAGCUUCAGCAUGGAUUGACGUUGGAGUUUGAACACAGUGAUUCACCUCGUCGAUUGCGUCUUGUGCUUAGUGAACUAUUGGCAAUUAUGAACAAGGUGUCUGAGUCCAGUGGAGAAUUUUUUUUUAAGUCAUCUGAGUUAUUUGAGAGUCCAGUCUAUUUAGAGGAAGCCGCAGAUGUACUUUGUAUUUUACAAGCAGAGCUUCCUUCCCUGCUUCCUAUAGUGGAUGUAGCUGAAGCCUUGCUACAUGUUAGAAAUGGUGCUUGGUUCUUAUGUCUGUUGGUGGCCAAUGUUCCUGAUAGUUUUAAUGAAGUUUGCAGGGGUCUGAUUAAAAAUGGAGAACGGCAAGAUGAAGAAAGUCUUGGAGGAAGGCGCAGGACAGAUGCCCUACGCUUCUUAUGUAAAAUGAAUCCUUCUCAGGCCCUCAAAGUUCGAGGGAUGGUGGUGGAAGAAUGUCACUUGCCAGGGCUUGGAGUGGCUUUGACAUUGGAUCACACUAAAAAUGAAGCUAGUGAAGAUGGAGUGAGUGACUUGGUUUGUUUUGUUAGUGGUUUGCUUCUUGGAACAAAUGCGAAAGUCCGGACUUGGUUUGGAACUUUUAUCCGAAAUGGACAGCAGAGAAAAAGAGAGACCAGUAGUUCUGUCCUUUGGCAAAUGAGAAGGCAGCUUCUUCUGGAGUUGAUGGGCAUUCUUCCCACAGUAAGAAGUACCCGCAUUGUGGAAGAAGCUGAUGUGGAGAUGGAGCCCAAUGUGUCUGUGUAUUCGGGGCUGAAAGAAGAGCAUGUUGUGAAAGCCAGUGCGCUCUUACGUCUGUACUGUGCUUUGAUGGGGAUCGCUGGACUCAAACCAACUGAGGAAGAAGCUGAGCAGUUGCUGCAGUUGAUGACAAGCCGUCCUCCUGCUACACCAGCUGGGGUUCGCUUCGUUUCGCUUUCCUUUUGUAUGCUGCUGGCCUUUUCUACACUUGUCAGUACACCUGAACAGGAGCAGUUAAUGGUAGUGUGGCUAAGUUGGAUGAUAAAAGAAGAAGCUUAUUUUGAAAGUACUUCUGGCGUCUCUGCUUCUUUUGGGGAGAUGUUGUUAUUGGUUGCUAUGUACUUUCACAGCAACCAACUUAGUGCUAUCAUUGACUUGGUCUGUUCUACUUUGGGGAUGAAGAUUGUGAUUAAGCCAAGCUCCUUGAGUAGGAUGAAGACUAUCUUCACACAGGAAAUUUUUACUGAGCAGGUUGUCACAGCUCAUGCUGUUCGGGUCCCUGUCACCAGCAACCUGAGUGCCAACAUUACUGGAUUUUUGCCUAUUCAUUGUAUUUACCAGCUUCUCAGGAGUCGUUCCUUUACCAAGCACAAAGUGUCUAUAAAAGACUGGAUCUAUAGGCAGCUGUGUGAAACCUCUACUCCGCUUCAUCCUCAAUUACUUCCUCUGAUUGAUGUGUACAUAAAUUCCAUACUUACUCCUGCAUCUAAAUCUAAUCCAGAAGCCACAAAUCAGCCAGUUACAGAACAGGAGAUCCUCAGUAUUUUCCAAGGAGUCAUUGGGGCUGAUAGCAUCCGCCUUAACCAACGUUUUAGCAUCACAGCACAACUCUUGGUGCUUUACUAUGUAUUGUCUUAUGAGGAAGCUCUGCUAGCAAACACAAAGACUUUAGCUGCCAUGCAAAGAAAGCCCAAAUCAUAUUCGUCAUCUUUAAUGGAUCAGAUUCCUAUCAAAUUCCUUAUUCGACAGGCUCAAGGGCUGCAGCAGGAGUUGGGAGGGCUACAUUCUGCUUUACUACGUCUCCUUGCAACUAAUUACCCACAUUUAUGCAUUGUGGAUGAUUGGAUCUGUGAAGAAGAAAUCACGGGGACUGAUGCCCUGUUAAGGCGAAUGUUACUGACUAAUAAUGCCAAAAACCAUUCUCCGAAACAACUUCAAGAAGCAUUUUCAGCUGUCCCAGUAAGUCACACACAAGUGAUGCAGAUUCUAGAACACUUGACUCUACUCUCUGCCAGUGAACUUAUACCUUAUGCAGAAGUAUUAACAUCCAAUAUGAACCAGCUGUUGAAUUCAGGGGUUCCACGACGAAUUCUUCAAACCGUCAAUAAACUGUGGAUGGUUCUUAAUACUGUGAUGCCUAGAAGGCUGUGGGUAAUGACAGUUAAUGCACUUCAGCCUUCAAUAAAGUUUGUACGACAACAAAAGUAUACUCAGAAUGACCUGAUGAUAGAUCCUCUCAUUGUCCUAAGAUGUGAUCAGAGGGUACACAGGUGCCCCCCACUGAUGGAUAUUACUCUACACAUGUUGAAUGGAUAUCUUCUUGCAUCCAAAGCCUACCUUAGUGCUCAUCUGAAGGAAACUGCAGAACAAGAUAGGCCUUCCCAGAAUAAUACAAUAGGUUUAGUUGGGCAAACUGAUGGCCCAGAAGUUACCAGAGAAGAAUUGAAAAAUGCUUUACUGGCUGCUCAGGAUAGUGCAGCUGUCCAGAUUCUCUUGGAGAUUUGCUUACCUACUGAAGAAGAGAAAGCAAAGGGUAUCAAUCCAGACAGCUUACUAAGAAAUGUUCAAAGUGUUAUUACUACCAGUGCUUCAAAUAAGGGAAUCGAGGAAGGAGAAGACAAUUUGCUCUGUAACCUUCGAGAAGUUCAGUGCCUUAUCUGUUGUCUUUUACACCAGAUGUACAUUGCUGAUCCCAACAUUGCUAAACUUGUUCACUUUCAGGGUUAUCCAUGUGAACUUUUACCUCUGACCGUCGCAGGUAUUCCAUCUAUGCACAUCUGUCUGGAUUUCAUACCUGAGCUUAUUGCACAGCCAGAACUUGAAAAACAGAUAUUUGCUAUCCAGUUGCUUUCUCAUUUGUGUAUCCAGUAUGCAUUGCCAAAGUCACUCAGUGUGGCUCGCUUAGCUGUGAAUGUCAUGGGAACUUUGCUAACAGUUUUAACACAGGCUAAGCGGUAUGCUUUUUUUAUGCCAACUCUGCCAAGUUUGGUUUCCUUUUGUCGAGCAUUUCCUCCACUGUAUGAGGAUAUUAUGUCUUUGCUGAUCCAAAUAGGGCAAGUCUGUGCCUCUGAUGUUGCCACUCAGACAAGAGACAUUGAUCCAAUUAUUACACGUCUUCAACAAAUAAAGGAGAAACCAAGUGGAUGGUCUGGUAUCUGUAAAGAUUUAUCUUAUAAAAAUGCAUCUGGGGACACUGGAAGUAUGGAUCCUGAUGUACAGCUUUGUCAUUGUAUUGAAAGCACAAUAAUUGAAAUAAUAAACAUGAGUGUUAGUGGAAUUUAACAAAAAAAACUAAAACAAAAAAAUGAAGCUUUUGCUGCAUACACUCAAUAUGAGUCUGCAUCUUACAACAACUCUAAACUGAAUUGGGAACAGUAACAUCUUGGAAUCAUUAAAAGAUUCAGUUCAACAUGGGUAUAGUUUAGAACUCUCUUUAAGAAUUAUGCUUGCUUAUAUUUGAUUGGCAGUUCUUUGAAUCUACUUUGCUGGUAUGUUUAUACUGUAGCAGCGGAACUUUUUGUUUUCUUCUGUUGGGAGCACAUUUAAGAACCUCAUUUUUAGAAAGUGAAUUUGGCCUUAUAUUUACUUUUGCAAUGAAGAAACAGUGCCAUGCCUUUAAUUUCUUAUAAAGAUGAGUCUGUGGGCAGCCCUAGUGUUUAAUGUUAGCUAAUAACAAUGUGACAAUGAUGCAAUGAUGAGAGGGAGAAAAAGGGAAGGGAGAAUAUAGGAAAAAUUAGGAGUUUAAAUACCCAGUAGAAACUGUUAAAACUUGCAAGACAAGUAGUAGUAAUGCGAGAUGGAGUUUUGCUUCUCAAGAAAUAGUAUUGAGAAGGCUUUAAAAAAGGCAAAUAGCUUUUUGUAAAUGAUUUCCAUGGAAUUACAGAUGAGAAUUUUAAGAUUUUACACGUUUGCUUCAAUUUUUACUAAAAUGGAGAUAUGUUUAAAGAGAUACUUGAAUAAUUUGGAAUUUUAAGUUACUAAUUUAGAAUUGUUUACAGAAACAUCUUUGUGCAAAGAAGAACCUGAAAGGAGAUCUCAUUUAGUUUUUUUUUUAAGAUUUAUUUUUAUAAUGUUUUACUGACUUACCUAAUUGUCAGGGGGGGGAAUUACAUUGGGAUCUAAUUAAAGUUUAGAGCAGUGAAACACACCAGAUUAAAGAGCUCUUGGUGUGCCAUCAGGAUUAUAAUUCACAUCAUAGUUUUAGAAGAUCUCUGAGUAAGAAAAAACAUACAGUGUUUGGACCUCAGGAAAAGUUAAAAAUAGUGUAAAGUACCAUGUUGCUGAAGGAUUUUGCAGUCCUCCGUUAGUAACUUCCAUUGAUUAGGUAGAUGCAUUCAGGUAAACCAUAGUCCCAUUUAUUUUUCUUUAAUUAAGAAUCCAACAUAGAAGUUACUUCUCUUUGUUUUCUGAGAUAUACCUGAAGAAUACACUCCUCCCAACCCCUUCUUUUCUCUGCUUUGAAACAGACCUGUUCACCUGUAAAAGAAAUUAGGUAGGCUAAUAAGGAAGUGUGAUUUUUAAGAAAAGAAAUUUGACUUUGGUCUUCUCACUAGCAUAUAGGCAUAUGUCAUUUUCCUCCUUUGUAAAAUGGGAUUACUACUGGCCCUACCUCAUAAGGGUAUUAUACAAGAACUAAUUUGUAGCUAUUUCAAAUCAUGAAGUACACAGUAUCCUAGAUGAUAGGAUAUUUAUAACUUUUAUCUGAUGCUUAAUAUUCAAUGAAGUAAUUUUGAUGCAAAAAUAAAGGCAUCCAUUUAAAAAGUACCAUAAGAAUUUUCAUAUUUUUAAACAAGGCAGUUUUAUAAGUCUUUUAAGAUUAAAAACAACUGCUCCUGUUUUGUUUUAUUUAGUUUUUAAACAGAGGCUUUGGAAUAUUUUGUGUGAGUAGGUAACCUCUAGGAAAUCAGAAAAGGGUUGAAAUAUGUUUUCUAACUAAAUGCCGUGCACAUUCCUGGAUCACUUUUCAAAGACUGGUCAAAACCUGCUGUGUUAAAAUAACAUAUGCUCUUUUUCAUCAGAUUUGUUGAUGAUGUAAAUAAAAUGUGUAAAUAUAUUAGUAAAUGUUAAUAUUCAUGUAUUUUAAGUUAAGGUUAUAAGAUUUGUCACAAUGUGAUUUCUUUUUAUUCAAGUGAAAACAGAUGUGUGCAGCUAUUUUGAAUAUUGGUUUAUAAACAUUCAUAUUCUU
This is a messenger RNA of Mustela erminea (ermine), 5613 nucleotides long. RefSeq names its product integrator complex subunit 2 (gene INTS2). Gene Ontology annotation, cellular component: integrator complex. The record is from RefSeq and is a predicted model, not a curated record. Gene Ontology annotation, biological process: snRNA 3'-end processing. Lineage: Eukaryota; Metazoa; Chordata; Mammalia; Carnivora; Mustelidae. The transcript has 25 exons. The coding region runs from base 93 to 3710 and encodes 1205 amino acids.